UGACACGUCUAAUCCCUUCGUGAGUCAAGCUGAGAGUGACUGCACCAGAACAGCGUUUCGAAUACACGCUAGAGUUGACGCACUCUAAACACGUGUUUAGUUCUAUUUUUAAAUUGGUGGUCUCACAAAUUCCACCAAUCAGCAAAGACAAAACAAAAGUGGCACGAGAAGUGGAAGGAGGAAACGGUGGUUUUUACCGAGUGUUGAGUCAGCAGCUGAAAUUUCCAUGUAAUGAUGGGUGACCAAGUAAUUAAUGGUAAAAAAUGUAGAGGAAUGUCAGAGUUGGAAAAGUUUGAGGAAAUAUUUCCUGAACUCGUAGAAGAUCUCACCAAGCCAGACGUGAAGAAUCCGGAAAUUUCACAAGCGAUUGACUGGUUCAAGAAGGUUUGUGAGUACAAUGUACCGCAUGGAAAGAAGAAUCGGGGUGUUUCAGUAGUUACAUCUUACAGAGAGUUUGUUCCUGAUGCCACAGAUGAAAAUCUUAAACGAGCUAGAAUACUUGGCUGGUGUGUCGAAUGGCUUCAAGCCUUCUUCCUUGUUGCUGAUGAUAUCAUGGACCAGUCUAUAACCCGGCGUGGUAUACCUUGUUGGUACAAGAAGGAGAACGUUGGCCACAUUGCAAUAAACGAUUCGUUUUUCCUGGAAGCAGCAAUAUAUAAAUUGCUAAAGAUUCAUUUCCGUGAUCAGCCCUAUUAUACAAGUAUCAUGGAGCUCUUUCAUGAGACAACCAUGCAGACUGUGAUAGGCCAGUGCUUAGAUUUGACCACAGUACCACCAGGGGGCACCGUGGACUUUUCAUCUUUUACAAUGGACAAAUACAGUGGCAUAGUGAAGUGGAAAACAGCAUUUUACUCAUUCUACUUGCCUGUGGCACUUGCCAUGCAUAUGGCUGGGAUUUCCGAUGACAAACAACAUGAAAAUGCCAAAAUGAUACUGUUACAAAUGGGUCACUUUUUCCAAGUACAGGAUGACUAUUUGGACUGCUUUGGUGAUCCAGAGGUGAUUGGUAAAAUCGGCACUGAUAUAGAGGACAACAAAUGUGGCUGGUUGAUUGUACAAGCUUUGCUCAACGUGAAUGAAACCCAGCGACAAAUUCUGCAGGAAAACUAUGGGCAGUGGGAUGGUAGCAAAGUGGCUAAAGUGAAAAGUGUCUACAAGGAGAUAGAUUUGGAGACCGUGUAUAGGAACUAUGAGGAAAGUAGCUACCAUGAGCUGAUGGACCUCAUAGACAAAUGUUCUGGUAGUUUACCCAAAGACGUUUUUAUUAAAUUUGCCAAGAAAAUCUACAAGAGGCAGAAAUGAGCAAAUUUUACUGCUAGAAUGUACAUUAUAUUGUAUUAUUUAUAAUCAACACAAUUUACUUGAUAAAGUGUUCUGUUUUAGCAAAUUAAAUUAACAGUUUUAUAAAAUUUUAAAGUUGUCAUCAUGCCUUUGAAUCUUAGGGCAUGUAUACAUUUUUAUUAAUGCUAAUCACAAACAAGACUACAGUUUUAAUAAGUGAAUGUACAUUCACUGUCCACAGAUGUCGGCAAUUGCCUUGAUGCAGUUUAAAUUGUUUAACAAAAUGUUUCAGGAAGCACCUAGCCAUUAUGGCUAACUGAAUUUUUAUGUCACUAAGGCUGGAGAUUGCUUAUACAUUUAAAUAAAGAAAAGUAAAGUUGAUCAUAUAUUCUAGCUGCUCAAAUAUACUCAAGGUUGACGAUUUAAGUAUUUUCCGCCCAAAAAAAAGUAUUACAUAGCAGCUAAUUCAUUUGAACUUUUAUCAGAUCACGCAACCAGUCGGUUUAUUUAACCAAUCUGUUUAAGAAUUAGCAGUUUCAUCAUGUGGCUACUGACAGAGUGAGCCAUGAUAUUUGUCAUUGGUUGAGGAAUAAUUUUUUAUUUUAUUUUUGUUGAUGGUCAUCUAAUAAAUUAUGUAUAACAUGCCUAUACAUACAGAUAUUAUUCAUGUACAAGAGAUAAUGUUGAAGGAUAUACUGUAGAUCCUGAAAUUAAUGCAAUCAUAAUAUAAAUGCGAAAAAUGCAAAUUCGUGUUAUUUGCAUUACCCAGUAAUAAUAUGAUACUGUAGAUCCUGAAAUUAAUGCAAUCAUAAUAUAAAUGCGAAAAAUGCAAAUUCGUGUUAUUUGCAUUACCCGGUAAUAAUAUGACACCUUUAUUUCUAUGUUUUGUCUAUGUGUCUGACGUUAUUAAAAAACAACAACAAAGAUUAAAAUUCUAAUAUAUUUAUAAAACAACUGGAAAGCAAUAUAUCAUAGGUGAGACAGACUAAUUGUUCAAUAGUCCAGCAAGAUGCCAGCCAAGUGUGCAGAUUGCAGGGUCUUUGACCACAUUAUCAGUAGCGAUUCAUUGCGCGUGAAUGGGUUUUAGCACACUAAUCCUGAGGUCGACCGUUUCUUUGUUUUUACUGUUCAAGUUCACUGUAAUUUUGUCAGCAUACCACUUUGUGAAUUGUUCUUUCAUUAUCACUUUGAAAUCGCUGUUCACAGAUAAGGAAGGUACAGUUGUAUGGUAAUGUUUAGCCAGGUUUAGGUAACUAUACACGUUAUGUAAAUUACUACAACAAUAUGCUUUGAGUUGAUCUCAACAAAAACACUAGGCAUUAAACAGGCUAAUUGGUGUUUAAACAGACAGGUUAGUGAAUUGAAGACGCCUGUAACUCUGAUUUAACAGAAAAGUACACAGACGUGUAUUGUUAGAAAAGUAAUAUUUCAAAGGGAGGUCACUCGCAUUAAUUUCAUGUCACAUUUUAGCCCACCCUCACUUGCAUUAAUGUAGGGACGCGUUUAAUUUCAGGAUCUACAGUAUAUGUUUUGUCAAAUGAAGGUUAAAAUGGUAAUAUUCAUCAGACAAGCAUGAUUGUUAAUGGACAGCUGACAAAAUUUACCUCAUUAACAGCAUAUCCAGUGUUUAUAAACUGUUCUACCUUGUGCAUGUUCAGUGAAGAUCCCAAUUUAAUUGGAGGAUUUGUUGGCAUUUUUGGGGGAGGGGGGGUAUUGAAAAACUGUAUAUGGUAAGACCCAAGUACAAAAUUUAUGACCACUGCACUUUUUGCUACCUUAGGUUUUGUCUAGCCUUUACAAAGUAAAAAGGCGAGAUGCAGGUAUUACAUUUUCAACAGCGGUAUCAACUGUUAAAGUUUAGAUCAGUUUCUUACAAACUGUAAGUCCUAGGUCAAUGAAACUUGGUUUGUUGUUGCAUCUGUGGAUGAUGAACAGGAACAUCCAUAGGUGCAACUACAAACCAAGUGCAUCGAAAACCUUUAUGGCAGGUAAUACCUUUAAUUCUGUAGAAUUUUGGUUAAUUUAUAGAAAAGUCUUAACACAGAUGUUUGCUCCAGCCUUAGCUUUCAGCCAUCCAUUUUCUGUGUUAAUGAUGAUUUAUAUUAGUUCACCCACCCCCGCCUCACUCAACUCCAUUCCUUAUGCUCAGGGAAUAGUACUAUUCUUAAACAAGAUACACAAGUGAUAAAAUAGGAAACAAUGAUUUUCAGUUACCAUAAAUGCAUUCAGAUAUUGAUACCUUGAGGUUAUCAAUUUCACAAAACCGUAAGAUUGUUCUGGAGAGCACUUAUGUCAAAGUUAUUUGAUAUUAAUCUAUACAAUUCUGUUAUUAUUUUGAACCACAUAAAAAUGUUUUAAUGUUCUCGUAGAUAAACCUGACCUCAUCAAGUGCAUUUUCUCCAUUCAGAAUUAUACAUAUAUGUUUGACAUCCAAUAGCCGAUGAUUGAUUAAUGUGCUAUAUAUUUUUUUGAAUACAUGUAUGAAAUUAUUGGGAGGUCAAAUCCAGUUUAAAUUACUACAGAUAUUAUGACGACCAGACACAUUGACAUUCUAAACAAAAUGUAUUUAAUAUGUAAUGUCAGUCGUUUUAAGAGAUCUGUUAGUAGAAAACAUCUUACAAUGCAACAAACUUAUGACAGUUUCUUCAAUGUCACUGAGCACUCUGCAUCAUUUGAAGGCAGGCUAAUAUAUGGUUGUUCAUAGGAGAGGGGGUAAGGCAUUUGCACUUGGUGAUAUGUCAGGUUAAAUAUUCUUUAAAAGAAACCAAUAUAUACAAUGUAUGUAGUUUUUAUCUUAUGUUUUGGUCUUAUUUAAACAGUUAAAAUUUAUGUGUGCCUAUUUGGUGUGUGUGCGUAUUCAGUUUUUAGCAAAAAAUAACUAACAAUUAUGAGUUGGAGAUGAAAAUAUAGUGAUGUGAAUCAUCUACCUAAUGCAUUUUAAGUAAAUCGAAUUCAAAUUAGAUAUAUAUGUCUCUAGUGUCGGGUCUAAUUUAGAAAUUAUUAUUUUCCAACACCCAAUGCCCAUAAUAUAACAUUAUAUAUCAGUUUAUUUCGGACAGAUGUACAAUGUAUACCACCUACAGUCCUCACCAGGAAAGGCGAGUGAUCACUCCCGCUCCCUUCCACAAUGGCCUGUAAAGUUUUAGGAAAGUGGCAAAUUGAUCGCCUUGCAAUACAUUUUUUAAUGUUUUAUUUGAAAGUUCAUGUGAUUGCAUGCCUAGAACAAUUUUAGGAGAGUAAUCUUCUGCUCGCCUUAAUUUUCCUCAUUGCAAAGACUGACCUAUAACACAUUAAUUUUAUAUUUUCCCCUACUACCCCUUCCCUCCUAUAUUUAUAGCCUGGUGAACAAAAACAAAUCUGUUACCACAUUUAAUAUACCACACACAUUUACUGAUCGUCAUUACAUAUUACUUGUUAUAAACAGUAUAAAAGUGUCAUUGAAGAAUUAUUGAAAACAGACCAGUGUAUUCCCCAUUGGUGACUGUCUCUGUGUGUGUGUGUGCGUGUGCGUGCGUGCGUGUGUGUAUGUAAAACGAACAAUAAUUGCAAUGAACAAUGUUAACCAGUUCGUAUUAUUUAUUUAUUAUACAUGUAUAUUGUUAGUUUGUGAAGUUGAAUACAUUAUAGCAAAUUGUACAAUAUUGAAAUUUACUGUCACCAGCUUUCUUGUUUCCUUAUCGAUUAUAAAAUUACAACAUGA
Gigantopelta aegis is the source of this 4981-nucleotide messenger RNA. Its product is annotated as farnesyl pyrophosphate synthase-like. Gene Ontology annotation, cellular component: cytoplasm. Gene Ontology annotation, molecular function: (2E,6E)-farnesyl diphosphate synthase activity; dimethylallyltranstransferase activity. Bases 232 to 1302 code for a protein of 356 amino acids. NCBI's taxonomy places the organism in Eukaryota, Metazoa, Mollusca, Gastropoda, Neomphalida, Peltospiridae. The transcript is spliced from 9 exons. Gene Ontology annotation, biological process: trans, trans-farnesyl diphosphate biosynthetic process. The record is from RefSeq and is a predicted model, not a curated record.